Molecule: messenger RNA, 1466 nt
Organism: Brassica oleracea var. oleracea
Lineage: Eukaryota; Viridiplantae; Streptophyta; Magnoliopsida; Brassicales; Brassicaceae
Product: NAC domain-containing protein 69-like
Exons: 6
Coding region: 32-1285 (417 amino acids)
Biological process (GO): regulation of DNA-templated transcription
Molecular function (GO): DNA binding
Source: RefSeq, a predicted model, not a curated record
UUCACUUAACCACUAGUUCGAGUUGCAUAAAAUGGAGAAUAAUCUGGUGGGAUAUAGAUUUAGUCCUACGGGGGAGGAACUGAUCAACCAUUACCUCAAGAACAAGAUUCUUGGUAAGUCAUGGCUCGUCGACCAUGCCAUUAGCGAGGUUAACAUCUGUCGUUACGAACCAUGGUUUUUGCCUUUUGCAGCAUUAUCGAAGCUUGAAUCGAAGGAUCUUGUAUGGUACUUCUUCUCUCCCAAGGAGUACACGUCUGCGAAGAAGAAUGUAACGAAGAGAACUACACCUUCUGGGUAUUGGAAAGCUACUGGUGUUGAUAGAAAAAUCAAGGAUUGGAGAGGAAAUGGUGUUGAGAUUGGUAUUAAGAAGACGCUUGUGUACUAUGAAGGUAGGGUUCCUAAUGGAGUUUGGACUCCUUGGGUCUUGCACGAGUAUCACAUCACUUCCUUGCCUCUUAAUCAGAGGACCUAUGUUAUAUGCCAAGUAAUGUACAAGGGUGAUGACGGAGACAGUUUGUAUGGUAAUAACUCGAAUGAACCAAGUAGCUCUAUGGUGUCUGAUUCCAAUCCUGUCAAAUUCAUUAACACAUCACCUGAGGUUGUGCAGAAAGGUCAAGAAGAUGGUAUGUCUAUGUAUGACUUAUUAAUCCCACUGAACCAACAAGUGGAUCUCUCUCCUUAUGAUGUGUUCAAUCCAAAUAAGAGUUUCACAGACAACAGUUACUACCCACAAACUCCUUACGGUGAUGAUUAUUGGAAUCGGUUGCUGGAUUAUAACGGAGGGAAUUUCGAAGAUGUGUUUCGCAAUCAAGAACUCACAAUCCAAGAGAACCAAAGCAAUCACAGGCCAAAGAGACCUUUGACAGGGAUCAUUGUUGAUGAUAGCUGCAGUGAUAGCGAUGCUGAAUCCAUAUCUGCAACAAGUUACCGAGGAACAUCAAGUCCAGGUGAUAGCGAUGGUAGUGUAGACGAGAUUCUGUCGUUGAUGAAAGGCUCUUCCAAAGAUAUACUAACUUCUAUUAAUGGAAAUACCCGGGAGUCUCGUUUCACACGACGCACCAUACCAUCAAAACAAGAGGUGAAAGAAGGUAAGUCUAAAGCCAAUGAUGAUGAUGCAUCCAUGGACAAGAAGGCAUUAUCACCUAUAAUGAAGACAGAGAAGAAGGGCUGGUUUAUUACAGAGGAAGCAAUACAGAGAAACCACAAGAAUGCACCGUAUAUCUAUUUCAUGAACAUGAUCAUAGGACUCAUCCUCUUGGUGGCUGUCAUUGGCAACAUCAUAUGAAGCCUCAGAAAAUUAACCAGCUGAUGAAGUUUGAUUGCAAGGAGAGGCAAAGCAAAAGGAUCGAAGCACUCGUUUUUAAUUGGAUUUUUCUGAUUUUUAUUUAUUUUGAAUGUGUAAUAAUAUAUAUACUUGUGUCGGUGUGUGUAUGUAUGAACUAUAAGUGAAGCUCAAUUUUUCUUUA